Molecule: messenger RNA, 3135 nt
Organism: Neolamprologus brichardi
Lineage: Eukaryota; Metazoa; Chordata; Actinopteri; Cichliformes; Cichlidae
Source: RefSeq, a predicted model, not a curated record
UGACGUCAUACGCCUCCGACGGUAGCGGUGUACGGUUGGCGCUCAGCGGCUCGGAAAACAAACAGUACACUUCCUGGUCGUCCCGGUUCCGGAGGCUGCAGCGGGUCUUCAGACGGAUUUUGACCCGGUUUCAAGGUGUGGAUGUUUUCGGCUGACUGUGGAUCUGAGUGGAUCAGUGAUGCAGUCGGGGUCAGAUCCUCCAGGACAUGGACCGAAGCCAGUUAGAAGAUCUCCUCGUUUGUCCCCUCAGGUCGGCAGCAGUGAGGGAACACAGGAGAACAAAGGAGGAAACAGCCUGCAGGAGCUGAAGAGGAGAGGAAGGAUGGAGAGGACCAGAGAGGAGCGAGAAGAGGAGCUGAGUGGCAAAUUGAAGACACUGGAUCUGUCCAGCAGAUCGGCAGCCAGUGGAACGGGUCUCGUUUACUCGGAGAUCUUCACCCACCAUAAGAACGAGUGGGACCCGAGCCAUCCAGAGAGUCCGGAGAGAGUGACAGCCAUCAUGGAGGAGCUGGAGAGACAAGAUCUGCUGCCUCUCUGUAUCAGAGUUGAGCCCAGAGAAGCUACAGAGGAAGAGCUGCUGCUGGCUCACAUGAAACACUAUGUGGACCUGAUAAAGUCGACUCAGACGAUGACACUGGCUGAACUCCAAACUCUGUCCAACAAAUAUGAUUCCAUUUACCUGCAUCCAGAGUCCUUCCAGGUGGUGCUGAUAGUGGACUGGGAUGUACAUCACGGGCAGGGCAUCCAGUACCGGUUCCAGGAGGAUCCCAGUGUUCUGUACUUCAGCGUCCACAGGUAUGAGCAGGGCUCUUUCUGGCCUCACCUGCCAGAAUCCGACAGCCAUUUUGUUGGCAGCGGACCAGCUGAAGGAAGAAACAUCAACCUGCCCUGGAACCAGACGGGGAUGACCGACGCUGAUUACAUCGCUGCUUUUCAACAAGUGCUGCUGCCCGUCGCCUACGAGUUUCAGCCUCAGCUGGUUCUGGUCUCUGCUGGAUUCGAUGCCGCAGUUGGAGAUCUGAAGAUGUGCAGAGGAAACCUGCAGGAACUAGAAUCCCCUUUUCACUUCUCUUCAUCAAACUUCCCUCUUCCUCCUUUCCGUGCAGAAGGCAGCCCGUCGGCUGAGGGACGCGCCAUCAGCACAUCGACCAGUCAGAAAAAUACAAUGAAGCCCAACCUUGCCCCCUCUGUUGCCACGACAACAGGUCUGGUUUAUGAUGAGAGGAUGAUGGAGCAUUCGAACCUGUGGGACAGACAUCACCCGGAGCAGCCUCAGCGAAUCUUUAAGAUCUUCUCCAAACAUCAGCAACUGGGAUUGGUUGAUCGCUGCCAGCGGAUACCAGUUCGCUUGGCGACAGAGGAGGAGCUGUCCUUGUGUCACAGCAUGCAGCACAUCGAGCAGAUGAAAGCCACGGCGGCGAUGAAGCCCAGAGAGCUGCACAAACUGGGCGACGAGUUCGUCUCCAUUUACCUCAACCAGCAGAGCUUCCAGUGUGCACAGCUGGCAGCUGGAAGCUGCCUCAACGCCUUGGACCAGAUCCUGUGUGGGCAGGUGACUAACGCCGUGGCCAUUGUCCGUCCUCCUGGUCAUCACGCUGAGAGAGACUAUCCCUGUGGCUUCUGUUUAUUCAACACGGCAGCUCUCGCUGCUCGCUAUGCCAAGAAAGCCUCUCAUGAUCCCUCGAUGCGAAUCCUCAUCUUAGACUGGGAUGUUCACCACGGCAACGGCACGCAGCACAUGUUCGAGGACGAUGACAGUGUCCUCUACAUCUCCCUCCACCGCUACGACAACGGUGCAUUCUUUCCAUCCUCAGAGGACGCUGCCCCCGACAAGGUGGGCGUGGCCAAGGGGGCGGGUUUUAAUGUCAAUGUGGCAUGGAGCGGAGGAAGGAUGGGUGACUCGGACUAUCUUGCAGCUUUUCACCGUGUCGUCAUGCCUAUCGCCACUGAGUUUAACCCCAGUCUGGUUCUGGUGUCGGCCGGGUUCGACGCAGCCCGGGGGGAUCCCCUGGGUGGCUACAAUGUGACUCCAGAAGGAUACGCCCACCUCACACACAUGCUGAUGUCAUUGGCUGGGGGGCGGGUCCUGGUCAUACUGGAGAAAUCCAGACGAGUGUCUGACUGUCCAUCUCUCUGUCUCCCUCUGCAGUCAACUCUGUAUGUGGUGGACCCUCUCUCCUGGUGUCCUCACCUGGAUGCCGUUAAGCCCCUCCCCUCCUCGGGUAUAGACGUCUUCCGGCCGUGUCAGGACUGCGGCUCAGAGGCUGAGAACUGGAUCUGUCUCACUUGCUACCAGGUGUUCUGUGGUCGCUAUGUGAACGAACACAUGGUGAAUCACGGAGUCGUGUCUGAACAUCCCCUGGUUCUCAGUUUCUGCGAUCUCUCUGCGUGGUGCUACCAGUGUGAGGCCUACGUACACAACCAGAUUCUGUUUGAAGCUAAAAACGCUGCUCACUGCGCCAAGUUUGGAGAGGAGAUCCCCCCCUGGAGCUGAGCGUAAAACCUCAUGUAUGCAGCUGUUUCUCGCUUUUCUUCUCGCUGUCUUCCUUCUCUGUGAUUGGACGGUUGAGUGCAUUGCUACAGAUACCAGCAGCAGUGGUGCUUCCUGGGGAAACGCUGUUAAAUUCACCAGCUUUGUACGGCGUCCCACAACUGCCAAAACACAAAAACUCACGUGCAAAGCAAAAGAUGUUUUUAUUUGUAUUUUUUACUUCAGACACUCAGUGAUCUUCAUCGUCAUCAGCAAGUUGUCAGUUCUACUCUCCGAAAAUGUGAUCCAACACCAGCAUGCUGUUAACACUUUUAUUUUGAAAAUCAUGAGCGGAAGAAGUUGAAGAAGCAAAAAGAAGAAGACAGACAUUUUCAGUAAAACAGGAAGAAUUUUGGCUCAGGAGGACUUCAUUCUCAAGUCAUAGUGGUGAUGAUGUCACCAAGAGGCCACGCCCCCUCCAGAGAGUGUUGCCAAAAUGUGACUGACGGCGUGAUGACCGUCCAUCAGACCGAAACAAUCAACAUCAGAGUUUAAAAAACUAAAAAAGUCUGAAAACAGAAACUUAUUUUAGGAAUUUUAGUUAAAAUCAACCUUUUUUCUUUCCAGCUAAAAUGUUGCAGCAAUAAAUCUGUGAGAAAGAUCAA